AUGGGGAGGGGUCGAUUCGCCAAACAUGGUCUCAUCCAAUACCACUUAAUCUACUUGCAAGUUAAUGUUAGUUAUUUAGAAGAAGUGAUUAAGCACUUCAUGGAUCUUUUAGCCAAAAGGGUUGACUUGGAAUGUAGCCAGGAAAAUUAUUUAGAGGAAGCUCUUGAUGUUAAUGACCUUGAAGCUGAUAAGAGACCAGAAGACCUAAUGCUAAGCUAUUUCAGUGGAAAAAAUGAAAAAAAAAAUCAUUUAGAUAGGGAGCUUGUGACUCUAUGGUUUGAGUUCUUAUGGGAGACAUAUUUGAUAGUUCUUGAAAUUCUCAAAAACAAUUCCAAGUUGAUGGCUCUUUAUGCUACAAGUUUUGAUAUUUAA
Lactuca saligna is the source of this 372-nucleotide messenger RNA. Lineage: Eukaryota; Viridiplantae; Streptophyta; Magnoliopsida; Asterales; Asteraceae. The record is from the annotation of a GenBank genome assembly.